UCGGCGUUUGUACUCCGGGACUUCUUCCCCUUCAUUCCCCCCGACCCCCGCGCCGCCCCCGACUUGGCCCGCCGCAUGGGGCUGCUGGGGUCGCUCCGGACCCGCGGAGUCUCGAGGUGGGGGAGCUGAAGGUUUAAGCAAGCCCUGACCUAAGGACAGCCCAAUGGCACUAGGUGAAGAAGACACAGAGGUGGAGGCAUCUGUGGACACGAAGGCCCAGUCUUAUGGGAGGCUGAGCUGCAGGGAGCGAGAGCUGCCACCCCAAGGCCCUCAGCCAGAGCGGCUCCCACACCUGGAAGCUGGUGGAGGGCCUGCCUCCUCUGAAUGGGGAGCUGAGGCUGGCAGUGUCCCUGGAACUUACCUGCCACAGGCCAACAGAGAGCCAGUGGUGAACAGGUAUAAGCCUUCCCUUGGCAGCCUGCUUCCUCCUGGCAGCAUGGGGACUGGAGACCUUUUACCCUCUGUGGGAAGCCAGGUGGAGGAAACCAAGCUUUCUGUCUCUCAGGAGCUACCUCAGAAUGUAAAUGUCCCCCAAACCACAGCUCUUUGCUCAGGACAUGAUGCUGAUACCGAAGAAGAUCCAUCCCCAGUUGAUUUGCCCUGGGGGCUGGGCCUUAGCCAGCAGCCUCCCCUCUCAGGUUUUCCUCCUCUGUCACGGUGGAAGUCCAUGGCGAGCCCGAGCGCCCCUCACUUCUCCAGCAGAAGUGUCUCUGCCUCCUCCACAGGCAGCAGUCUCCAAGGUCACCAAGACAAGGUGGAUCCUCAAAGUGGCUCCUUUGCCAAGGUUGCCUCCCUGGAGCUGGUUGUGCCCCAGGGAGGCCCCUCUGUAGUGGUGCCAGGGUCUCAGUUUCAGUGGUCACAGCCUGUAGCCUCUGGGAAUGAUGCUGUUGGCCAGGGCAGGAGGCACCUCUCCUUCCAGGCCGAGUACUGGGCCUGUGUACUGCCAGAUUCCCUGCCUCCUUCUCCUGACCGCCACUCCCCACUUUGGAAUCCAAAUAAAGAAUACGAAGACCUGCUGGACUAUACUUACCCACUGAGGCCUGGGCCUCAGCUCCCAAAGCAACUUGACAGCCAUGUGCUACAAGACUCAGGUGUAGACCUGGACAGCUUCUCUGUCUCGCCAGCAAGCACCCUCAAGUCACCCACUAAUGCCUCCCCUAAUUACUUAGCAGCAGAGGCACCUGCCCUGCCAUUUUCUGGCCCCAGAGAGUCAAGCCUUAAGCAGUGGCCCUCUAGAAUAUCCCAGAAGCAAGACAGCAUGGGCCUGGCAUCUUGGAACCAGCUUGCAUCAACACCUAGAACCCCAUGCAAUAGGGAUGCUCUGUGGGAGAGCAGAGCUGCAGCUCUGAGAGGUGCAAAGAACUGUCUACCUAUGGACAAGCACCUGGAGGUGGGCUCUCCCCAGCUGAACACAAGAGACAGAGGGCAGCCCUCAUCCAAGCCAGAGAGGGAGAAGAGAGCCAGUCAGAGUGUCCGCCACCCUGCUUGCAAAGAGUCUGGAUGGAAGUCAGAAGAGGAAGUAGAGAGUGAUGAUGAAUAUCUUGCCUUGCCUGCUAGGCUGACACAGGUUUCUAGUUUGGUUUCCUACUUAAGUGCAUUUCCCACCUUGGUAACCCUGCCCACUGGGGCUGCCAAGAGACAGAGUUCUCUAGAAGUAUCUGACAGUGGUGGGCCUGCUUCCCCCGCAUCAGACUCCAGCCGAAGCCAGCUUCCCUAUGGGUCUGCCUUCCAAGGGUCUGGUAUCCCUGAGUGCCAGAACCCCGGCGUCUUGCGCUCCAUUGUCCACAACCAGGACUCUACAGGGAGGGGCAGUCUAAUGAGCAACCAGGCCCUUAGAGUCUCCUCUGGACUGCUGAAGACACAUGCCUCAUUGCAGGCCAUGUCAGACAGGUGGCCAUUCUCAGACACAGAUGUUGGAGGGCAGCUUCCCAGGACAUCUGAAGAGCAAGAGAAAGCCUCGCUUGUGCAGUGUGUGCAGAUGUUUUGCUGUCAGCUUGAAGAGCUGAUCUGCUGGCUGUAUAAUGUCCCAGAUGUUGCCGACCUUGAAACUCCACCAAGGUCCAGUCUUAGCGAGCUCAAGUCUUCUCUGCAGCUAUACCGGCAAUUUAAAAAAGAUGUAGAUGAACAUCAAUCCUUGACAGAGAAUGUCUUGCAGAAGGGUGAAAUUCUUCUUCAGUGCCUGUUGGAUAACACCCCAGUUUUAAAGGAUGUCCUUGGGAGGAUUUCAAAGCAGUCUGAUGAACUGGAAAGCCAUGCAGAUCACCUUUAUGACUCUAUCUUAACAUCUCUGGACAUGCUGGCUGGAUGUACUCUCAUCCCUGACAAUAAGCCAGUGGCAGCAAAGGAACGGCCAUGUGAAGGGGUUUAACAUGGUGAAAACUUUCAGGUGAAAAAGCCAAAAAUUGGCUUUGGGAAGAAAACAUUCAAGAAGUCCUUGCAAGAGCCAAUAAUAAUUGGCAAGGGGAAAACUAAUGUGUCAACUUUAAAAAUCCCUUUCUCUUCUCUGAAGCAAGGGCUAUUGAAUGAUUUUUAUUUAUAAUGAAUCUUUCCCAAACUAAGGUUUUCCUUUUGGUGCUUCUCUACCAAAAGCAUGUGGCUUUGCUAUUAUGUUUUUUAUAUAUAAAAUUUAAUAAGACAGGAUCUUGCUUUCCCCUCUAUUCUGUAAAAAAUUGGAGACAAUUGUUCUUAAACUAUUCCACUUGCUGAGAGCAUUUACUGAAGGCUGGUCUAAGAAAGUUCACCUUACUAGGUAUUCUCAGGAAUGAAUAGAAGGGAGUCCAAGAGAGGAGGGAAGCCCUAAGAGUGAAACCUUAGGUCUUUAUGAAAGGGAGACAGGUUUGUGAAUUCUGCUUUGAAUAGAACAGCAUAACAAUCAGAAGAGAACAUAACCUUUAAUCUGCAGAAGAGAUGGAGCGUAUCAAAGAACCCCUAAAGAAUAUUUUGGGCAUAACAUCUUUUGCUAUCUUCAGGAUUUAGUUUUUCACCUUUGUGUUUAAAUAAUAUCUAAAAAAAAGAAAAAAGUCAGGGAGUUGGAAGAGACCUGCCACUGUGCUUUAGUAUGUCUGUGGGGCUAAUUAGUGUAAGGAAUCUCUGGGAUGAUUCAUCCCUUCAUUCCUACUUUCCUUUGGAAAACUUGCCCAAAGUUAAAGAAAGGAAUAGGUUCAUGACAGAAAAAAAAGAAAUUCUUUGUUGCUCAAGAGCUAACGUAAGUCAGGGAAAAAAAUCACAUUAGAUGAACCAUUUAAAGUAUCCAUUAUAUAUUUAAAAAAAAUACAUC
Molecule: messenger RNA, 3277 nt
Organism: Dipodomys ordii (Ord's kangaroo rat)
Lineage: Eukaryota; Metazoa; Chordata; Mammalia; Rodentia; Heteromyidae
Gene: Cep68
Product: centrosomal protein 68kDa
Exons: 7
Coding region: 164-2368 (734 amino acids)
Source: RefSeq, a predicted model, not a curated record